Molecule: messenger RNA, 649 nt
Organism: Myotis davidii
Lineage: Eukaryota; Metazoa; Chordata; Mammalia; Chiroptera; Vespertilionidae
Gene: ANKRD65
Product: ankyrin repeat domain 65
Exons: 3
Coding region: 71-649 (192 amino acids)
Source: RefSeq, a predicted model, not a curated record
CACCUUCACACCUUCAGGAGGAGUUUCUUGAGGGGCCCACUCUCCAGGCUGUGGCUGGGCCAGGGCCCGCAUGGAGAGGCCCCCCGAGUCCCAGGACAGGCUCCCUCCGGGGGUGAGUCCUGGGCACUCAGAGCCCGGGCAGCAGGACCUCCCAGAGGCAGGAGCCGAGCAGGAACUCAGGUGGAUAGAGCUGGGCUCGGAGGAGGCCCUGGGAACAGCGGCAGAGGGGACCCGUGUCCUGCAGGCCCGGGGGCGCCUGCUGCAGGCUGCGUGGAGCGGUCACUUAGGACUCACAACCCAGCUGCUGCGGCAGGGGGCCAGCGUGGAGGAGAGGAUGUGGAGACACUGCUUGACCACAGGGCGGACCCCAGCCUCAGGGACAGGCACGGACGCUCUGCACUCCACCGGGCUGCCGCUGGCGGACACCUGCCUGCCGUCCAGCUGCUGGCAGCCCGGGGAGCGCAGGUGGAUGCUCGAGACGCACUGGGCCUCACACCCCUGCACCACGCAGCUCGGAGCGGCCAUGUGGAAGUCGCCAGCCAUCUCCUGGACAGGGGCGCACAGGUCAACGCUGCUGGCUGGCUCCACGCAACACCCCUGCACCUCGCUGUGGAGCGUGGCCACAGCCCCGCCGCCGAGCUUUUGCUGA